AUGGCACGGACAAGAGGUGGUAGCGUUGCACGAAAGCGUCAACGACUAACAAAAGAUAAGCAACAUGUGAAUGCUCAAGUACCUAUAGUCGAUGAUCACGAGGAGCCUCAAGAGGUCAUGUUAGAUGGUGUUGUAAACCCUCAAGCACCGAGGUCGUUUCUAGGAGGCCCUGAGGAUUUGUCGGUCCUUAGGAAUUUUUCAGACCAUGUUGCAACCCGCUUAUGGAGUGGCGAGGAUCGUGGUGAGCUUAAGAUUGUCAAUCAUGGAAGAAAAGUAAAAAAAUUUGUCAUCAAGCACCACCAAAAACAAAAAUUGGUAGAUAAGUCUGGCUUAGCAUCACUUAUAGUUUGCAACUAUCAGAUGGUGGAUAAAGGUCUUGUGUCUGCAUUUGUUGAGCGAUGGCAUCCUGAGACAAGCUCAUUCCACUUGCAAAUAGGAGAGAUGACAAUCACUCUUGAUGAUGUGUCAUGCUUAUUGCACCUACCAAUUAGAGGUGCACUUUUUAGUCAGCCGGUCAUGGACCAUGACAUUGCAUGUGUAUACUAGAGGAUUUGUUAGGAGUCUCACACGAGGAUGAAAUCCUUGAGAUAAGGGCUACAAGAGGUGCUCAUGUUCGCAUGAGUUGGUUGAGAGAUGCUUAUGAUGCAAGGUGCCAAGAGAAGCGUUGGGAAUUUGCUACAAGGACAUUUCUUCUAUUCUUGGUUGGUUGCACGAUUUUUGCUAACAAGAGCGCAGCAUAUGUGGAUGUAGCAUUCUUGGACCUAGUCACCCUAUUAGAUAAUGCAUUUUUGUUUGAUCUUCUAAAUUUUCCACUUCUUUCACAACUCAAAAUUACAAAUGUCUUCCUUUUAUCACGUCCUGUAUUUGUAUCUGACCUAAAAAUAAUAAGGACAAAUCCACUUUCUUUUGCAACAUGUCGUGCC
This is a messenger RNA of Cajanus cajan (pigeon pea), 923 nucleotides long. NCBI's taxonomy places the organism in Eukaryota, Viridiplantae, Streptophyta, Magnoliopsida, Fabales, Fabaceae. The record is from RefSeq and is a predicted model, not a curated record.